UUAAUCAACUGAUUUAAUUAGUUUAGUAGUAUUAUCGAUUAGAAAAACAAAAUAUAGUUAUGUUCUCGCCAACACUUUGCAAUAGCACCGGUUUAUGUCCCUGUGUAACUGGAAUUCAUAAUCCAAGCCGCCGAGAACAAUACGCCGGAAUCAUGGUACGCAGCCGCGACACCAUCGCAUUGACGGCCGAGCAAUCGUCUCCUGGCACACGCCGGCGCCGCCACAGUGUUGAACAUAGCAGAAAAAGACCAAAGUUUUUGUCUUCAGAAACCGAAACACGCACCCAAAUUCAAACCCUAAAAUCUAAUUUCACCCGCGCCUCCAGCUCCUGUACCAGCCAGCAUACGAAUUCGUAUGGCUGGAAGCAAAACAAGGGCCGCCGGAAGUCGCGCAGGACUCUCUGUCAGCGCAAGUGGACUUAUUCUGCGCGUGAUGCCUCCAAACACAAUGAUAGGGUUGUUAUUGUAUCAUACAACAUACUUGGUGUGGAAAAUGCAACAAAACAUCCGGAGCUGUACAGCAGGGUGUCACCAGAGUAUAUGGAUUGGGAGUAUCGGAAGAAGGUUCUGUGCAAGGAAAUCAGGGGAUAUCAACCUAGUAUCUUGUGUUUUCAGGAAGUCGAUCACUUUGAUGAUUUGAAUAAGCUACUUCAGAAAGAUGGCUUCAGAGGCCUGCACAAGGCUCGUUCUGGUGAUUCACGUGAUGGCUGUGCUAUAUUUUGGAAAUCCGAUCUAUUUACUUUGUUGGAUGAAGAAAAUAUAGAGUUCCAGAGGUUUGGCCUUCGACACAAUGUUGCUCAAUUUUGUGUUUUGAAGAUGAACCAAAACCUGCACAAGGCUGAUGAUACUUCAAGUGCCUCUACCUCUCGUAGUAUAGUGGUCGGAAACAUACAUGUCCUCUACAACCCUAAACGAGGAGAUGUCAAACUUGGUCAGAUGCGGAUGUUUCUUGAGAAAGCCUAUGAAUUAUCCCAAAAAUGGGGAUGUAUACCGGUCGUCGUUACUGGGGACUUUAAUAGUUUACCACAGAGUGCAUUAUAUCAAUAUGUCGCAUCAUCUAAGUUGCAUAUCCAGCAUCAUGAUCCAAGGCAAAUAUCUGGCCAGAUUUAUUCAUCUGGAUACACAAAGUCCUAUUACCUACAUAACCGUAUAGCAAGAUGGACCGAUGAAGAAAAAAGGCUUGCUACUGGAUCAAGAGACAAUAAUCUGAAACAUCCUUUAGUGCUUCGUAGUGCUUAUGCUGGGGUCCCCGGAAGCUCAAAAGUCAGGGGUAAAGCUGGGGAACCACUGGCUACAUCCUACCAUAGCUCAUUUAGCGGAACAGUUGAUUACAUAUGGCAUACAUUAGACCUUGUCCCAGUGAAAGUUCUUGAAGCUUUGCCUACGCCCAGUUUAAAGAUGACAGGAGGUCUUCCGAGUAAGGUAUGUCAUUUUCCAUCGUAUUCGUGCUGUAUUCUAAUUUAUAAGAUGUUCAGUCCUCCCUUCCCUUUGUACGAAGCUAUGUAAGUAUUACUGCUAUCAUUUGCUAAGAAUCUAUGACAAGCUGGAAAUGGCUAGAUUCCUGUUUUAGAUUUUUGCAUAUUUUGAUUAUCAUGCAGGAAUGGGGUAGUGAUCAUCUUGCAAUUGCAUGUGAGCUUGCCUUUGUUGAUGACAGUGAUGAGGCUUGAACGACUUGAUUACACUUUAUUUAUUUCCUUCAAGACCUUCAUUGAUGUAGGUAUUUCUGUAAUUUAUUCUCAGCUCUACAUUCUUUUUCAUUUUCUUUUCUAAUUUCCCCAAUCUUUUCAAGUUUUUUUAUUCUUCGUAUUUUUGUGGUUUUCAAAUUUGAUACGCCUUACACUGAAGAACUUAAUUUUACACCAGAAAGUAGUUAAAUACGAAGCAGCGUACUAGUUCA
Salvia miltiorrhiza (redroot sage) is the source of this 1896-nucleotide messenger RNA. Its product is annotated as carbon catabolite repressor protein 4 homolog 5. The coding region runs from base 60 to 1505 and encodes 481 amino acids. Gene Ontology annotation, molecular function: 3'-5'-RNA exonuclease activity. The record is from RefSeq and is a predicted model, not a curated record. The transcript is spliced from 13 exons. Lineage: Eukaryota; Viridiplantae; Streptophyta; Magnoliopsida; Lamiales; Lamiaceae.